AUGGAGUCUGUCUCUCUACCCUCAACGCUACCCUCGCCAUUACAGCAGGUACAUCUGGCACACUUUUCCAACCUCGAUCCAGAAACACAAUCUGCCGCUAUUAUCCGUCGAAUCAUCUCGGCCUCCCAACUUCCCACAACCACAACAGCUGAAGCCACCUUACAACAAGUACAGGGCGCCGAUGCGGAGCGUGCAAAACUCGACUUUGCGUUUCUCGACCCAACCAAGCUGUGCUCGAAACAGCACGUGCUGAGCGCCGUGGCCCAAGCAGCCGUGGUGUGUGCAAGGAGCUGGGACGAAGACAAACAGGCGUUCAGAGAAGGAGAAGGGAGCAUCGGCGGGAUGAAGUCCAAGACUCCGCAUUCAGAAAUCAUCUACAUGCUCAACCCGGGCAACAACGUCGGCGAGUCGCUCAAGCGGUUCGGUUUGUCGCCCAAAUCCACUUCGCUACUGCUAGUCAAGUUUUCGUCGCCCUCGGCAGAUCCACAGGCCAUCUUGCAGAGCAUGAUUGACCUCGUCUCGCCAUCCAACCUGACCUCACCAGCAGCAGCAGCACCAGAUACAAUAGAUAUCGACCAAGCUAUCCGCUACAACCAUUACCUUUCGGCUCAGACAGACGCGGCGGCGGCGACAACAGUCACAGAUUGGAAAGAGCUCAACAAGAUCUACAAGCUUCAAAUACCGUCCAACCUUCUCAGCGCGUCUGGAGACAAGGCGUGGCAGAGAGAAUACGAGGAAAUCAUCUGCACCAGCGUCGCCAUGAAGCUGAUCGCCGCUUAG
Sporisorium graminicola is the source of this 780-nucleotide messenger RNA. RefSeq lists its product as uncharacterized. The record is from RefSeq and is a predicted model, not a curated record. The coding region runs from base 1 to 780 and encodes 259 amino acids. Gene Ontology annotation, biological process: tRNA threonylcarbamoyladenosine modification; telomere maintenance via recombination. NCBI's taxonomy places the organism in Eukaryota, Fungi, Basidiomycota, Ustilaginomycetes, Ustilaginales, Ustilaginaceae. Gene Ontology annotation, cellular component: EKC/KEOPS complex; cytosol; nucleus. The transcript has a single exon.